GGCCAUCCCGUUCCUGCUCGACCGCAGACGGGGACGCAGAGACGGGAUGCAGAGACGGCUUUUGCAACCCCACCAUCGAGAGGCCCAAACCAGAGCAAACCAGACCAAAGCAUAGACUACCAACGACCAGGUCAGGGUUUAACGAAACACGAUAUUUACGAUACCAUAACGAUACGAUCUCGACGAUAAUACAUUCUCCAACGCACACUAAUAUUACCCACUGCGCACCUGUCAACAACCAAGCCCGCGACUUCACAAAGCUGGGACAUGGUCGCUCGUUGUUGAGCUACCUUCGUCAAUAGCUUCUCUAUAUUUCUUUUUGCGCCCAGCAUGAUGGAUGACUACGUGAGCGAGUCGGAUAGCGACUAUACAAGUUAUUGGCGGGACUGGGUGAGUGCCUCCAGCAACUGUCGAACCGUGGAGACAACGCGCUCUUGUUAUCGCUGUCCGCCAUCGCCAUAUUGUUGUUGAACGGAUAACGGCCAUACAGAGGCGUGGGGCCACGGGGGUUCUCUUAUUAUCAUCUUGGAAUUUCAUAGGCUAACCACGGAUCUUUGCAGUUCAUCUCAUCGAGGGGUAACGAGUACUUUUGCGAAAUCGACGAGGACUACCUUACGGAUAGGUUCAACUUGACAGGCCUUAACACUGAAGUCCAGUACUAUCAGUAUGCGCUGGAUCUCGUCACCGAUGUCUUUGAUCUCGAGUGCGACGAUGAGAUGCGCGAGGCCAUCGAGAAGUCUGCGAGGCACCUUUAUGGUCUUGUGCACGCCCGCUAUAUCGUUACAACAAGAGGCCUAACAAAAAUGCUUGACAAGUAUAAGAAGGCUGAGUUUGGGAAAUGCCCUCGUGUCAUGUGCCACUCUCACCCCCUCCUCCCAAUGGGCCUCUCUGAUGUGCCCAACAUGAAACCUGUUAAGCUCUACUGCGCUCGCUGCGAGGAUAUCUACAACCCCAAGUCCUCACGACACGCUGCUAUCGACGGCGCCUACUUCGGCACGUCUUUCCACAACAUCCUUUUCCAGGUGUAUCCCGCCCUCAUCCCAACCAAGAGCGUAGAACGCUACGUCCCUCGCGUGUACGGAUUCAAAGUGCAUGCUUCGGCCGCUUUGAUUCGCUGGCAGAGCGCCAAGCGCGACGAAAUGCGCCGUCGGCUUCGCAAGCUUGAGAUCGACACUGGCUUCCGUGAUGAAAUGGAGGACGAAGAAGAAGACGACGAGGAGCUUGAAUUCGAAGGUAUAGAUGGUCGUAUGGCUGUUGUGGAAGGCCUUUAGGGGGCUCUGGUCUCAUACCCUGAGGAGAGCGCUAGGAUAGGUACUGGUGAUAGAAUCAGAGUCAUACCGACUGGCACCAAAGACGAUCCACAUGAACGCUCAAAUGGACAUGAACGAUGGACAUGGACGAAACUCCCCUGAAAACAUUCCUCGUAUUCUAGCACUUAUUUGGGGUUGUUGUUGAAUGGACACGAAUCUGCUUCUGCACAGGCAUUCGCCGUCUCUCGAAGGCAACAAGAGCAGUUCUAUUGUUUCUGAGGCUGUUGGUCGGGCUCUGGAUUGGCGUUUGGCGGCAAGUCAUACGGACUGGAUUGGGCUGGUAUAAACAACGAAGGAGUGUGAAAUGGUUUUUUCUCUUGAAUUACAGCUGUUCAAUAAGAAGCGUAUUUUUUUUUCCUUCCUGUUAAUGCAUUUGGUCAUGAAUCUUACUGAUCGCCCGCCGGGUAUAAACCCUUGCUCUGAAAUGGCAAGCAAUUAUUUUAAUGUCUCAUUGAUAGUCACGUUGGCUGUGGUUGGUAUCAAUCGGUCAUUUCCUUGUUCGUGUCAUGUCGUAUCAAAAAAUCAAGUGGUCUAUCUGCCC
Messenger RNA from Fusarium odoratissimum NRRL 54006, 1851 nucleotides. RefSeq names its product casein kinase II subunit beta-2. Gene Ontology annotation, cellular component: protein kinase CK2 complex; cytoplasm. The transcript is spliced from 2 exons. The coding region runs from base 717 to 1271 and encodes 184 amino acids. Gene Ontology annotation, molecular function: protein kinase regulator activity. The record is from RefSeq and is a predicted model, not a curated record. Lineage: Eukaryota; Fungi; Ascomycota; Sordariomycetes; Hypocreales; Nectriaceae.